CACGGGCGAGCGGAGCGCCCCGGCCCCGCCGAGCCCGAGCCCUUCUCUUCCGCCUGCGGCGCGGCCGGCCCGGGGCGCUGGCUGUGGCCGCCCCGAUUCCGGGGCCGGGCUGCGCCGCGGAGAGCCCGGAGCCCCCGGCCCAGGCACGACCCCGGUGCCGGUGCCCAGCAGGGCUGCACAGGCAGCGGCCCCCGGGCCUGGGGCAGUCCGGGAUGCGGCCCAGGAGCGGGGCCGCGGCGGACAGUGCUGGGAGAACUGGCCCCCCUGCUCGGGGCCGGGCCGGGCUCUUGCGACAGGCGCUGGGGGUGUUGGGCAAGGGGAUGUGCUCACCUGGCAGGACGCUGAUUGCGCCCCGGCCUGCCCGGGUAUCACAGGGGUGCUGGCAGGGACCCAGGCAUCAGGCCAGAGGCAGGUUGAGGAGGAAGUGACACCGUCCCUAGGGAGGGUGUGAUCAGGUGACACAGGGAUUAGGAUUGAGGUGUUGCUUAAAAACCAGGCAAGAGCCAGGUGUGGGCAGGCGUUGGGUUGCCCCAAUUGUAGAGGAGGCUGUGGGGAGGCCGGACUGCUGGCACUGGCGUUUCCCAGGGACGACAGCAUGCGGCAGCCCCGACACACGGAGGUACUGGAGCAGCCCCACUCUCGACACCCCUCGCCGCUGGGCCAGGCUGUGUGGACAUCGCUGAGGCUGGAGCAGCCCGUGUUCACCUCCCUUUCUUGCUCGCAGCUCCGGGUGCUGCUGACAUACGCAGGGCCCAGCCGCGAGAGGCGGGCAGGCAGCGUUGGCACCAUGUGGGCUGGCUGUGCCCACAUCUUGGCCUGGCUCCUGCUGAUCCAGGCAGCGCCCAGGGUGGCAGGCAGCUGGCCCUGCAGUCCCAAGUACUUUGGAAAGGACUUCAUGGUGUGCGAGUGCAAUGCCACGUACUGCGACACGCUGGACCCUGUCACCCUCCCACCUGUGGGCACUUUCGUCAAGUACGAGAGCAGCAAGGCUGGCAAGCGGCUGGAGCGCAGCGAGGGCAAGGUGCAGAGGAACCUCUGGGCCCCAGGUUUCAUCUUGACCCUGGACACGGCGCAGCGGUACCAGAAGGUGAAGGGCUUCGGCGGAUCUGUCACAGACGCAGCCGCAAUCAAUAUCCUGUCCCUGUCCCAGAAGGUCCAGGACAACCUGCUGCGGUCCUACUUCUCCGAGGAAGGCAUUGAGUACAACCUCAUCCGCAUGCCCAUGGCCAGCUGCGACUUCUCCGUUUACCCCUACACGUACGAUGAUGUCCCAUACGACUAUGAUCUCGUGCACUUCCGUCUGAAGCAUGAGGAUACAAAGCUGAAAAUCCCGGUGGUGCACCGGGCACAGGCCAUGUCCAAGAGGCCGAUCUCACUGUGUGCCAGCCCCUGGACCUCCCCCACCUGGAUGAAGACCAAUGGGGACGUGAAGGGGAAGGGCAGUCUGAAGGGCAGUGCAGGUGACAAGUACCACAAGACCUGGGCCAACUACUUUGUCAGGUUCCUGGACGAAUAUGCCAAGCACAACCUGACAUUCUGGGCGGUGACGGCGGAGAACGAGCCCACAGCUGGACUGAUCAGAAACUACCCCUUCCAGUGCCUGGGCUUCACCCCCGAGCAGCAGCGGGACUUCAUCGCCCUUGACCUAGGCCCAGCGCUGGCCAACAGCUCGCACAAGGGCAUCCAGCUCAUCAUACUCGAUGACAACCGCAUCCAGCUCCCUCACUGGGCCAAAGUGGUGCUGGGGGAUGAGCGGGCUGCUCGCUAUGUUAACGGCAUCGGCGUCCAUUGGUACCUGGACUUCCUGGCACCCAUCGAGGACACUGUGCUAGCUACCCACCACCUCUUCCCCAACUACUAUAUCUUGGCCACUGAAGCCUGCGUUGGGUCCAAGUUCUGGGAGAGACCUGUCGUUCUGGGCUGCUGGGACCGGGGGAACAUGUACAGCCACAGCAUCCUGACAAACCUGAACAACUACGUCACAGGCUGGACCGACUGGAACCUGGCGCUGGACCUGGAGGGUGGCCCCAACUGGGUCAAGAACUUCGUGGACAGCCCCAUCAUAGUUGACAGCCGAGAGAACAUCUUCUACAAGCAGCCCAUGUUCUACCACAUGGGGCACUUCAGCAAGUUCAUCCCUGAGGGCUCACAGCGUGUGGGGCUUGUUGCUUCCAGGUCAUGCAAGAAGUGUGCCCUGGAGUAUACGGCCUUCCUGCGCCCUGAUGGUGCCGCCAUUGUCGUGGUCCUGAACAGGUCGCUGAGGAGUGUGGACUUCAGGCUGGUGGACAAUGGCCGUGUCAUCAAAGCCACAUCUCCGGCUCAGUCUAUCCAGACCUACCUGUGGAGGCGGAGGUGACUGGGCCUGAGAGUCCAGUGAGAGAAGGCCUUGGCCAGCAGCAUCCAUAAGCUGCCCUGUGUGGCAAGAAGAGGCUCUGGCCACUGCUGAUGGCACCAGGGGGGUUGCAUGGUGGGUGCAGGUGCCUCCCCCAGAGUGGGUCCCUGGCCCCUUGGUUGCCCCAGACAAACCCAGGGAGCUGUCACCCUUGUGACCACUUAGCUGCCUCAUUGGGCUUGGACACAUGGGGGCAUCAGGAUGCCGGCACCCAGAACGGGUGCCUUUGACUACUAUUUAAAUGGAAAUAAACAUGCUAAUGAAG
Messenger RNA from Alligator mississippiensis (American alligator), 2657 nucleotides. RefSeq names its product glucosylceramidase beta 1 (gene GBA1). The transcript has 10 exons. NCBI's taxonomy places the organism in Eukaryota, Metazoa, Chordata, Crocodylia, Alligatoridae. Gene Ontology annotation, molecular function: glucosylceramidase activity. Gene Ontology annotation, biological process: glucosylceramide catabolic process. The coding region runs from base 596 to 2356 and encodes 586 amino acids. The record is from RefSeq and is a predicted model, not a curated record.